Aspergillus heteromorphus CBS 117.55 is the source of this 549-nucleotide messenger RNA. It is a transcript of the gene pre1, whose product is annotated as proteasome core particle subunit beta 4. Gene Ontology annotation, cellular component: proteasome core complex, beta-subunit complex; nucleus; cytosol. The transcript is spliced from 4 exons. Gene Ontology annotation, molecular function: peptidase activity. Lineage: Eukaryota; Fungi; Ascomycota; Eurotiomycetes; Eurotiales; Aspergillaceae. The record is from RefSeq and is a predicted model, not a curated record. Gene Ontology annotation, biological process: proteasomal protein catabolic process. Bases 1 to 549 code for a protein of 182 amino acids.
AUGCGAGGCCCCACCAUCCUCAAGGCGGAAGAUGAUAAGACGAAACAGUUGAACAAGCACAGCCUCAUGGCAUUCUCUGGAGAGUCCGGAGAUACCGUACAAUUCGCGGAGUACAUCCAAGCCAACAUCCAGUUAUACACGAUGCGGAAUGAUACCGAGCUAGGUCCGAAUGCAGUUGCCAACUUUGUCCGGGCGGAAAUGGCACGGAGUCUGCGGUCCCGGAAUCCCUACACUGUCAACCUUCUGCUGGGCGGCUUCGACCCCAUCACGGAGAAGCCCCAUCUAUACUGGAUUGACUACCUGGCCUCUUUGGCCCCUCUGCCAUACGCUGCUCACGGCUAUGCGCAAUACUACUGCCUUUCCACCCUCGACAAACACCACCACCCCGACAUUUCGCUCGAAGAAGGAAUGAAGCUCUUGGAAAUGUGCACGGACGAGUUGAAGCGCAGACUACCGAUCGAUUACAAGGGUGUGCUGGUGAAGGUGGUGACCAAGGACGGCGUGCAAGAGGUAGAAUUUGAUAAUAACAGGAUCGUCAAGAGUGCCUAA